Thamnophis sirtalis is the source of this 6103-nucleotide messenger RNA. Lineage: Eukaryota; Metazoa; Chordata; Lepidosauria; Squamata; Natricidae. The record is from RefSeq and is a predicted model, not a curated record.
CACAGUUCAGUUACUGACACCUGUUUGAAGAAGGCUGGACAAGGUUUAUGUGCCAAAAAAGAAACCUCCUAUACCAGUGAUGGCGAACCUGUCACACAGAAACAUUGCAUGCACAUGCUUGUCAGGGCCACACACGCUUGUCGGGGGUCAUACAUGCUUGUCGGGGGGCGCGCUCCAGAAAAGCUGAACUUCUGGGUUCUAGCGUGCAUGCACGCCUGAUGAUCAGCUGGCUGGCGCACAUCCACGGGCCAGUUUUCGGCACUGUUGUGCGCGUGAAGGGAUCGUGUUCCAGAAAAGUCGAACUUCCGGCUUCUGGCAUGCUUGCGCACCCGACAAUCAGCUGGACGGCACGCAUAUGCACACCGGUUUUCAGCACUGCCAUGUGUGCGAAGGACAACUAAUCGUCGUGCGCGCAUGCAUGCUAGAAACCCGGAAGACAAACAGGUAAGGCUGUGCGUGCCAGGCAACAUGGCUUCGCGGGCCACUUUUGGACACCUGUGCCAUAGGUUCACCAUCAUGGCCCUACACCAAUUUUGACCACAUCAAAGAGUAGAGUGAAAAAUUUCUUUGUUUCUCAUUUUAGUUAGGGAUCUUCCAGAAUGCUUUGUUUCCCAGGAUGGAUUGGAAAUAGAAGUCUGCAUAGGAGGCAGCUAUAUUUGAUGCCGUAAAACAAUUACCUUAAUUGUCCUUUUUAUCUAGCUCUGUACUGAGAACUGCCUUCCUGCUCCUCCUGUUGGUCAGUGCAACUUGGUUACUGGGUCUGAUGGCAGUAAAUAGUGGCAUAAUGACCUUUCACUACUUGUUUGCUAUCUUUAGCUGCUUACAGGGCCUGUUCAUCUUUUUCUUCCACUGUAUAUUCAACAAGGAAGUGAGGAAGCAUUUGAAGGAUACAUUCACUGGAAAGAAGUCAUUUCCAGAUGAUUCCACAACAACUAGAGCCACCCUGUUAACCCGGUCUCUGAAUUGCAAUGAUACGUAUAUCGAAGAACCAAACAUGUAUCGAACCACGAUUGGGGAAUCCACCGUCUCCUUAGAAAGCAGCAUCAGUAGAGAUGAAACUGCCCAGAAACACAGCAUAUCAAGUCCAGCGAGAGCUGGUAAUACAGAAGGAGAUUCUUCCAUCUUCCAAAGGAAGCCAUCAAAAUCCAAUGAACGUGAUUCUGAUUCUGACAGUGAACUGUCCCUUGAUGAACACAGCAGUUCGUAUGCUUCCUCUCACUCGUCAGAUAGUGAGGAAGAUGUGAUAGGCGUGGAGAAGAAAUGGAACACUGGCACUGUGAAAAACAACGAACGGAUUCCAGUCCACAGCACUCCUAAAGUUGAUACAGUACCCAAUCAUGUAAGACCUUACUGGCCAUCUGAGGGCGUCGAUGCAAGUGAUGAGGAGGAGCCGAAUGCAAAACAAAAACUGAAGGUGGAAACCAAAGUUAAUGUAGAACUGCAUCAGGAAAAUCAAGUGAACCACAGCAGUGAAAUACCUCAGGAAAAAGAGGACGAGGGGCAGCAGAAGGAGAAUAAACCAGUCCCUCAUCAAAACCAUCAGCCACCAGAACAGAGGAAAGGCAUAUUGAAAAAUAAAAUCACCUACCCUCCUCCAUUGGUGGACAAAAACAUGAAGAAUCGGCUACGAGAAAAAUUGUCAGACUAUCAUCAAACUGCCAUCUCCCCUAAAACAACUUCUGUUGGGACUAACAAUGGUGUUCGCUCCACUUCAGACUCUGGAGUAACCAUCAAAAACCCAAGAAGAGAAAACCCUCCAGAACAGAUGAAUGGCUUAGCCAUGAAUGUUCACAUGGGGACAAUAACGGCUGAGAAUAACUCGGAUUCUGAAGGCAGUAAUGAAACUUCAAUUUGAACCAUCAGGAAAUAGUGAAGAAGACUCUGGUGCCUUGGAUAAAUUACUCUACUGUAACAUUGUGGUCGUCCCCUGUGGUUGGAGUCUGCAUUCAUUUGCCAUUUGCCAUGGAGUGAGGAUGCCAAGACUGUCACCUUGGGAAGCUGCACCUACUUGUGACAAUCCCACAAUUUCCUGUGAGUUGCUCAUUGAAGUUACAGAUAGCGAGCCCUUCCGAGUACUUGCCCGACUGCAUCAUUUGUGCCAUAUGGAGACCAGUAAAUGGAAUUCAUUAUUGGGGGAAGAAAUGACUUUGAAAUAUGGACUGAGCCAUAGGAAUGCUACAAGGAGUAUAGAGCAGGAGAAAUCCAUCUUGAACAAGAGACUCACCUUUGAGGAAUAAAUUGUCAAUAAUACACAAGAUCUGAUUUUAUGCUGGGGUUUUUACUCAAUUUCAGCAAGAUUGCAGAACUCCGGAGGACAAUGUAUCCCAUCAGGUUCUUCUCAAAUUUCUAUCCCAAGGGACGCCUUGCCUUAAAAUACAUUGUUUUAUAUAAAUAUAUAUAAAUACAUCUAUAUAUAUAGCUGUAGAUAAUUUUAUACAUUUUAUAUGGCAGUUCUUUUGUAUAUUUCAUAUAUUUGCUGUUGUGUUCUUUUUUUCAAAUUUGAUAGCAGGAGAGCAAAGAACUUUGAUAUUUUUUAUAUUAAAAAAGAAUUGCAUGAGUUUACUUGUAUUUGGCAUUUCAGCGGAGAGGGAAAGGGAGAAGAAUCUAAAGCUUGAUUUGUGAGUCUUUUUAAAAAAGACUGACAUGUUAGAGUAUCUAAAUUCAUUCAUUUAUGAUAUGAAUCUGAAAUGUUUUUAAAGGCUGCAAUGUGUACUUUUAUGGCCUCAGGACAAUAUUUUUGCGUAAGCCUGGAGUCUCACUGGAUUUCUUCAUUGCAUUGAGUUACAAUAGGUGGCUUGUUCAUUUGUGCCUUAACAUGUCAUGUAAAUCCAAUUGUGGAUUGUAAGUCACUGCUUCUAGCUUGGCAGAGUUUAGGAAUCCAUCUCAUAAAUGAAGCCCCAGUAGGUUUCUAAGGAAGUUUGGUUCUCUUUGCAUCCUUCAGCAUAUUUAGAUUCUUCCUCCCCCUUGGGUGGAGUCCAUAGCCAAUCGUCAGCAUUGUUUUGAAAUUACUACAAAUUUUUAAUAGUGUCAUCUAAUUCUGUUGAAAUUUAUCUAACUUUUGAAGCUUGCCUCCUGUUCAUUUUGCUCUUUUAAAAAACAAAAUUACACUCUGUUCCCAUAAUUGACUCUUUAGAAAAAGUUUAAGAAUAUUUUAAUUACUCCAUCUUUUAGAAAAGGUCGAAAGAGUUUUUGAAAUAAAUGAAACCUCUUGUCAAGGGAACUAAAUAUCUUCACAGCGUUGUGUUCGAAACAGUUGGGAGAAAGGACCAGCUCUGUCGGUUUUUCAUUUCUGUCGUCUUUAUAAAUUAGGGUAUAUUUGAGAAAAGGUCUAUUUUGGAAUGUUUCAGGCAUGAUUAGACCCACAAUUAAUUUUUCUCAAUCAACGGGGAAAAUACACGGGACUUUCAUUAACUCAAACCACUUUGGAAUUAAUCGAACUACUAUAUAUAAGGAGAAAAAAGAUCAUAUAAGAUAGGAAAUCUGUAGACCACAAAUCCCAAAACACAUCUAAAUUGAUGUGAACCUUCCCCCACAGAUAAAAAUGAUAAUUUCACUGGUUUUUAGCAUUGGACAAAAAAAAGUAUACCACCUUUAUCAUUUAUUUCUAACCUGCAUCGCACUGGAAUUCUCAAACUUUUGGUACUACAACUGCCUCUUGAGCUUGCAUGGAUAAAGCAAGAAGCUUUGAGAACAUUCUCAAGGCAAUUUGCUUGUUUCUCCAUCUUUAAUUGUAAAAUCCCUUCCCUGAAUUCCUGACUUACAGUUUCAGAACUGCUCUAGUUCAAAUAAUGUUGCCUUAGUUGUGUAUUUCCUAAUGGCCUCAAGCAGGUGUGAUUUUUUUAGCCAAAGUGCCUUUUCCCUCAGUUCUGGAAUAUCAGGAUAAGAGUAGCCAACUCUUAGUAUGAUGAUGAUUGAUAAUUUACAUGCAAGGUUUAAAAUAUUACUAGAAGAACCUAUAUGAGAGCUCAGUGUUUAUUUCCGAACUCAUUCUCAUUUAUGAUUUUGCCUCUCCAAUUAAAAAGCAUCAGGAGCGGGAAAUGUUUGGAUGCUUAGGAAGAUUCAAUAAUCCUUUUUUUUUUCUUUUCAAGAAAUCUGUCAUCUAAAUUUAGAUUUAUAAAUUCAGAAUUUGAUCUGAGGAAGGUUACUGUCCUUCAAUGAAAUGGACUUCUGCAAGAAAAAAAAAAUGAAGCCAAAACGUAUUUUAAGACAUCUCUGAAUUUUGUUUGCAUUAUUAAUUUUUUGAUAUUUUUUGAAUUUAUUAAUCAGAAGAAUGAGGUAGGCGGGUAGGAGGCACAAUUUUACACAUUCAAAUUGAAUUAAAGUUUCAUAAUUUAGCAUCUCUUAUCGGCUUGUUGGAUUUCCUGUCCUACCAGAGGGCAGUGUUGGGAGAAAUUCCCCCUUAAUUGUGUUUAAUAUGAAAGCAUUUAGAUCAUUUCCUGUUUUAUCUGUGGUGUAGUUUAUACUUAGCAUUACUUCUAACUGCAGAAACCCCUUCUUUUCAGUUGUGACGUUGUAGAAGGAAUGCCGUGUUACUUAUGGUAGGAGCAACAUUAGAAGUCGGAUAGCACCUUUUCUGAAUAACAAAAGUGUGUUCCUCUUCAUAAAACGUAUUAGUUGAUGCUACGAGACUACUUCACUUUGAGUGAAUGUGCAAGAAAAUAAGCAGGUGCACACCAGGCAUGAUUUAAUUAAUGAACUUGCACAAAGUCUAAAAUGUUUCUUAUGCAGAUUUGAAUCAGCAGAUUGUUUAUUUUGCUAAGAAAACAGCCCAGCUUGUAUUGAUUCAAAUCAAGAUUGAACUUUUGAAUUUCUGUAAAUCCUGAGAAAGCAUGCAUAUUCCUUGGUGGUUGGUCUGAAAGUUAAAAUACUUCACUUUGCAGCUCAACAUCUCUUAUAUUACCAAGCAGCGUAAUUUAUAGACUUUGACAAUGCAUGCAUAGGUACCCACAUGCACAAUCAUUAUCCAAAAUAACCCAAGUGCACAGAAUUGCCUUGUGAGAAAGCAUGUUUUUUGAACUGUAGAGCAGUGGUUCUCAACUCUUUCCAUUCUGCGGACCAGUGGUAGUGGGAGGAAAGGAGAGGGUGUGUGUUGCGCAUGUGUGCCGCUUACACAAAUGCGACUUCGUUUCCUUGCUUGCUCUUCUGUGGCUUCUGGGCCACGGACUGGGGGUUGGAGACCUCCACUGUAGUGAAGUACUUCUAAACCUUGGUAGCUUGAGGAGGUGCGGACUUCAACUCCCAGAAUUCCUGAGCCAACGUGGGAAUUGAAAUCCGCACGUCUUCAAGUUGCCAAAGUUGAGAAAUGCUGAUGUAGAGAAUAAUGUCAGUUAAUGAAGAGAAGAACAGAUGUUCUUGUUUUGAACAUCAGCUGUGUUUCGUAUUUAUAUUUCUCAGAACUCUUGCUGCUUUCCCCCCACUUUCAUAUAGAAAAGCAGAUGCCAACUGACAAACACACUCCAACUAAGUUAGAGACAUUUACACCCAUUUUUUUUUCAGUGGGAGAAUUAAAAAUCUACCUAAACUAUUGGCCCUCUGAAUUGUAAAAGUGUUUAAUGUGGAUUGGAGGUUUGGCUAUUCUGCUUUUAAAGAUUGUGUGUACAAAUUUUACUUUUUUUCAAACCUAGACAAAAGUCCCAUAUAAAAUGAAUGUUUGCUAAAUUAUUAUUUUUUAAAUCAACCUUGAUUCCACGAGGCCUUUUUAGAAGAGGGGAAGAGUCAUGCUCUUUAAAUAUAUAUAUAUAUGUAUGUUGCUUUCAUGCUGCAUAAAACUUUGAUGUAAAAAAAUUGAAUGUGUAACUAUUUGCCUAUCAUUCGUCAAUAUGUGCUAAAUGAUGUGACAUCUGUGUCUGUGUGUAUAUUUUGCCCAAUGAGAUGUAGUGAGUUAUUUUUGAUCAGAAGACCAGCUGCGUGUGCUAGCCACAGAGGAAAUAAGGACCUAUUUUUUAUGAUUUUAGACACCGGAGAAUUUUAAAAAUGUAUAUUUAUUAAAGUUCAAAACACUGGAAUUUGUGUUGAGAAAAUGUAAUGGCAAAUUAAAGGUUUGAAUUUGUUUGUAUUUUUAUGAUAACCAUUUAUUUCCAUAAAAUGAUGCCUUGUGAAUUUA